CUGGAAUUAUAGAAGGCAACAUAUGCCAUUCAAAACUGUGAUCACAGUUCUACAAGUAUUGUGACCUUACCCAGAUGUACUCAACUGAUUGUGCGUAUUAUCGUUGUGCAAUUAGAUUUUACUAGUUUUAAUAAAAUGAAUUAUGAUCAGAUAAAAUUGGAAAGUGUCUUAAAUAGCGUUUACAAUAAUAAAUUUAGUGUAAAUAAUGAUCUACGCCAGUUACUUCUAGAUUUUGUUAAAGAAGAAGCCUCAAAUGGGAAUCAUAAGUUUACAAAAAAUACCAGCAUCUUUUCCAACUGGAUAGAAAGUAUAGUGAAAUCAUGGAUAUCUAUAACACCAUCAACAAAUUCUAUGAUAUUUUUCAUAGACAUAAUUACUGAAUUCAGUUUGAAUGAAAUAAACUUUCUUCUCUUACAUCAAGAUGAAAUAAUAAUUAAAACUGUUGACAUGUUAAAACAAAUGAAUGUGACUAAAGAUGCUGAUCUAAUGCGAGCUUAUUUGAAGAUGCUAAACAGUUUCAUAUUCAAUGAAUAUUCUAACCAUUGGUUAGCCUCCUCAUUUAAUUUGUGGUGUAAUGUAUUUGAUACUAUAAAAACAGAAUUGGUGACAAAAGAAUUAGCCGAAUUUACUGCAAACUUUCGUGCCUACGUUAUUCAGCAAAACAAAUUACUUCUGAUAGAUUUUUCGAAUAUAAUAUUAAAACCAUUUAUAGAAUUAAAUGCAAAAAUAAACAGUGGCAAUUUGAAUGGAACAAAUGAAAAUGAAUUAUAUAAUGAAUUAAUGCCAACUAUAAAACUUCUAAAUGAAAGCUUUCAACAUAUCUUGUUACAAAAAGAAAACAAAACUUACUGGAAUGGAACUGGAAGUACAUUAAUCCCCUUCAACAAGUUGUUAAAUAAUUUGUUACUCGUUGUGAAUAAUAAGGAGCAUAUUCUCCAAUUGAGUAAAUUAUUGCUAUAUAUGAAAAUAUUCGAUCUGAAGAAUUACAAGUAUCACACAGAAUUUGUAACAAGUUUCAAAAAUAAAAUGGAAGAAAUUUUAAUAUUAAACAUAAAUAAAAAGUGCACCAAUAAUGUUCUGAAUAUAUUAUAUCAUUGCAUGUUAUUGUGGCACAAUAUAAACAAAAUUAUAGAGCUGUCAUCAUUGCAAAUGGACUAUCGAUUAGAUUUAAUUUUGAUAGCUAUUUCAAAUACUCCAACUUAUGUUGUCAUGUUUCAAGUUAUUGGAAGAAAUUUGGCCGCCAUGUGGUUAGAAGAUGAUAUUCGAGAAAUGAUAAGUGAUAAUGUGUUGAAAGCUAUGGAUAAGGAAACGAUAGAUCUUUUCUACAAAUUCAGAAAUUUAGUAAUGGAAGAAAUGUUCCUUACUCAGUUAGCGACUGAGUCAAUACAAUUAUGUUUAAAUGCGAGACAUUUUUGCACAAGAAUUGCUAUAACAUAUUUAUUUCAAAUGUUGGUGUAUAUCUUAGAAGACAUUGCACCCGAUAUAUUCAAAAAUAAUGGAUUCAAGUCGCCUUUUUAUGAUGAAUCAUAUAUCAGAGAUUCAUUAGAUGGGCUUACUAUUUUAAUUGAAGAAUUUGAUUUAUCUUGGAAAGACGGUGUAGAAACAAUAAAAGUUUUGAAGAUUGUUACAGAAUAUCUUAGUAAACUAAUAUUAUCUCCUGAGAUAAUUAGCAAAUGCUUGAAUCUGGCCAAACUAUGUAUCAAUAAGCAGAUGUGUCCUAAUUUAAUACUUUUAGUUGAUAGCGAAGAUUCACCUUUAAAUUCUCUAGGCCCUUUAGUUAAUACUCAUAUAUUAUCUGAAAAUAAUGAAAUAUCUAGAAGGGCGUUGGAAUUAUUACUGGCUAUAUCUGAGAAAGCCGUAUCUGAAUAUCCACAUUUUCGAAGUGUUAUUCAAAAUUCAAAUUUACAUGAAAAAAUUUUGGAUCUGUCAACAAGUUGUGAUGCUAGUGAAUUGAAAUUAAUAGCAUUGAAGUGUUUAAAAUACUUAGUGAAAAUAAAUGCAGUUUGGCGAACUAUGUCUUCCCAAAAAAUAUUAGAUCAAUUUAUAGACAAUCUUAAAAAUGAAAAAGUGAAGAAUUUGAGAGCUGAAUUAGUCUAUUUGAUAGUAUCAAUUUACGAUGAAGACUAUUUCACAGAAGAACAAAUGAAUGAAAUAUACAAUAUAAUGUCACAUCUUGGGGUAUAUGAUUAUGAGAUGAAAGUGAGAAUAAACAUUCUUCAUUUCUGGGAAAAAGUCAUUGACAAACUUUUAUGUGAACAAGGUAUGAUUGAUAAUGAAUUUCCAGAAGUUACUUUUUCAAAGGAUACUAGAAAAAUUAUUAUAUUAGAUGAUGGUGAAAUAUUAAAAAGAUUAAGGAAAAUAAUGUAUGAAUUAAGUGACAUAGGAUGUCUUUUUGUGUUAUCUAGAAUUUCUAUUAGUCGCAAAAAAGAAGAAAAAUAUAUAUGUUGGAGUGUAAUCAAUAGACUACUGGAAAUUUUAAAAAAAUAUAAUGUGGAAAUUGGUAAUAUAGAGCAAGAAAAGAGCCAAUACACUGAGAAGAAACUAUGUGGAAUGCACACAGAUCUUUAUCCAGAUACAGAAAUUGUUACUGUUCGACAUUUUUUGGCAAAUGUAAUGGAUUGUAAUUCAGAAGAUGUAAUAAAAGAACAAAAAGUAGUUCAUACUUUGGAUGAACUUUUGGAUAAAAUAAUCCUUAAACAUGAAGAUAUCAUUGGAUAAAUAGAAAUUAUAUAUUAUAAUUGUAAUUUGUUUAUUUGUAUAAUAAAUAUUUUAUUUAUUUA
Aethina tumida (small hive beetle) is the source of this 2780-nucleotide messenger RNA. RefSeq lists its product as uncharacterized. Gene Ontology annotation, biological process: positive regulation of protein phosphorylation; cell population proliferation; DNA damage response. The transcript is spliced from 5 exons. The record is from RefSeq and is a predicted model, not a curated record. Bases 136 to 2718 code for a protein of 860 amino acids. Gene Ontology annotation, cellular component: nucleus. Lineage: Eukaryota; Metazoa; Arthropoda; Insecta; Coleoptera; Nitidulidae.